AAUGUUGGUAGGAAUGCGUUUCUUGACAACACGACUAAAUACUGUAGUUGAAAUUGAAAGAUAGCAAUUCUAUUUAACGUUAAAGAUUAAUAGAAAUUUACUUACAAAAUGCCUGUCAGUAGCGGAGCAUCAUUCAUACUAUCAUCCAUUCUCACAGUUCUUGUGUUCUCUGGGAUGCAAAUAUACAGGAAUUGGUUGGCAUCUUCGCAACUUUACACCAUACUGGGAGGAUAUAUCGGAUCUAUAUUAUUUAUGUGCGUAUUAACUGCUAUAGGAAAUCUGGAAUCAACAAUAUUUGGAAAGUCUUUUCAACAAAAAUUAUUUCCUGAAGUUAUGUUCUCGUUGAUCGUCAGUUUAAUUGCAUCAGGACUAGUGCAUAGAGUAGCAACUACCACCUGUUUUCUGUUCUCUAUGAUUGCACUGUAUUACAUCAACCGGAUCUCUCAAGAAACCUAUGCUGUACCUGUACCUACGGUUCAAGUGCACACAAAAAAAAGAAAAUAAAUUAAUCUUAACGUAAUCUCGAUAUUAUUGUAAUUGCAAGAGACAAUUUAUAUCAAGUUUUAUAACUAUAAUUCUAUCAUUAUUCACUUACGAUUACAACUCCUUAAAAAAAUCUUACUUCUAUCUCUUAAACGUAUGUCAUGAAUAACAGAAGAAGAUAACGAAAAGUCAAAAUAUAUAUUUAUAUUGUGGAUAACUA
This is a messenger RNA of Osmia bicornis bicornis, 703 nucleotides long. RefSeq names its product protein KRTCAP2 homolog. Lineage: Eukaryota; Metazoa; Arthropoda; Insecta; Hymenoptera; Megachilidae. The record is from RefSeq and is a predicted model, not a curated record. The coding region runs from base 109 to 504 and encodes 131 amino acids. The transcript has 3 exons.